Messenger RNA from Galleria mellonella (greater wax moth), 5496 nucleotides. RefSeq names its product cyclin-dependent kinase 5 activator 1 (gene Cdk5alpha). The coding region runs from base 62 to 1150 and encodes 362 amino acids. NCBI's taxonomy places the organism in Eukaryota, Metazoa, Arthropoda, Insecta, Lepidoptera, Pyralidae. The record is from RefSeq and is a predicted model, not a curated record. Gene Ontology annotation, molecular function: protein kinase binding; cyclin-dependent protein serine/threonine kinase activator activity. Gene Ontology annotation, cellular component: protein kinase 5 complex; cytoplasm. The transcript is spliced from 2 exons. Gene Ontology annotation, biological process: positive regulation of cyclin-dependent protein serine/threonine kinase activity; activation of protein kinase activity.
GCGCGCGUAUCGAGCCCACACGGGCCGCCGCCGCCGCCGCCGCUGCCCGCGACCGUGAUGCAUGCGGGCACCUAGCGGCUACACGCGCGCGGGCCUCAUGGGCACCGUGCUGAGCUUCAGCCCGCGCGAGCGGCGCCCGCCCGCCGCCGCGCCGCCGCCGGACCGCGCCGCGCUCGCCUACUCCUACGAGCGGCUCAACAACGCCAAGAACAGGGAGAACCGCGACGUGCCGCGCGACGAGCGCCGAGCCACCCUCGAUGACGCCGCCAAAAUCAUUUCCGAGAAGACCGCCCUCGAGAAGAAUCUGAAAAAGCACUCGUUGUUUAUCAAUGCCCUCUCGUGGAAGCGGUUCUCGACGGCGAACAACAACAAGAAGAAGUUAGAAUGCAAAAGCAAGAGCGUUGCGACGUUCCGGCCGCCGCUGACGGACAAUGCACCGCUCGACAGGAACAAGAACUUGAGCGUGCAGGGUGCGGUGUAUGCGCGGCCGACCGCUGUGCCCGCACCGCUGCCUCCGCCGCCUGCGGAAGUCGCGCGUACCAAUGCGCUCAACAACAAUGUGUGUUACACCGAGAAGCUGCCGACGACGGUGGUCGGGCCCGUAGUAGCACCCCGAAAGACGGUUAUACAAGCGUCGACGUCGGAACUCCUCAAGUGCUUGGGCAUGUUCCUGCACUCACGGUGUCACCGGCUGCGCGACUUCCAAGCGGGAGACGCCGUCAUGUGGUUGCGGACUGUAGACAGAUCGCUGCUCUUGCAGGGAUGGCAGGACGUGGCCUUCAUAAACCCAGCGAACGUGGUGUUCGUCUACAUGCUGGUCCGGGAGCUGGUGGACGGCGAGCGCAUCGCGCGCCCUCAAGACCUCCAGGCUGUUGUUCUGACCUGCCUCUACCUCUCCUACUCAUACAUGGGCAACGAGAUCUCAUAUCCUCUAAAACCUUUCUUAGUCGAGGACUCUAAAGACAAAUUCUGGGACCGAUGUCUGCUGAUCGUCGACCGAUUAUCCUUCAAUAUGCUCAGGAUCAACUCCGAGCCAGGUUUCUUCACUGAAGUGUUCACGGAGUUAAAGGCAUGCGGCACGGUGGAGAGUCCCCCGCCGGCGCCUCCUCACCCCGCUCCCGCGCCCCCUCACGCCCUCACCGCCGCCUGACAUACAGAGGUGGCUGUGCUGAGGUUAGCACUUACCGAUCGCCCCAGCCGGGUGUGAUGUCGGCUCUUCAAUACUCAAAGUCUUGGUCAGUCGUCCUCUAUUUAGGAAAAUGUUAACGUACGUGAUGCGCGUGGUGUACAUUCCCAUGCUUCAGUCAACAAAAAAAGAGCCCUAUACACGUUUUAUUUUUUAAUUGGGCUACAUAUUUUAUAAGUUUUUUUUUCUGUUCUAAGGAUAUUAGUGUUUGAUAUUAUUAAUAAUUAAGUUUUAUUUCAUAGGAGUAAUGUGACAAAAAAAAAGUGCUUUGUCAGUAGAUGCCUAGGUCAUAUAAAUGGGUGAAAUUUUAAUAAAGUCCUUGAGUCAUGAUAUUAUGGUAACGAGUGAAUAUUUUUGUAAUGAAUCUCAUUCACAUUACAAAUUCGUGAUUUUCAUUUAAUACAAGUUAAUUUUAUAUAAUUACAUAAGGUAUAGGUUUACACAAUUUAAUUAGAUACUUAUUAAAUUUUAUUUGUAAUUCUAAUUCAAUUUUACGGUCGCCAAUUACGUCGAGUAUUCACUAAGUGCAUUCCUGUGUGAACAAACGAGCGAUUUUAUUACAUUACAGAGGAAUCAGUCAACAUGUAAGAUGCUCAUAUAACAUGUUAUUAAUUAUUUUACAUAUUUACCUAGAUACAAUAUAAAAUUAGGUAAAUUUGUUAUAUGAAAUACAAAGUAAGACAGAGCAUGUUAAAAGCUUACUCGAACAUGUCUAUCACAAUACGUUACAAGCAACUUACAGAUCAAAUAAAAAUAAAUAUAUUUUUUCACACAUUUUUGGGGGUGUUAUUCAUUAAUGUUGUUGGUGCCAGUAAUGUGAGUAUGGUAUUGUAUUAUUCGUGAGUAAGCAUGAGCAAUUUUUAACAUUGCUCUCUGUGAUUCUAAGUGAAUUUCAUGUUAUUUUCAUUAACGGUAUCAAGGUGGAUAAUAAAAAGUUAAUAGAAUUGUUUUUUUAAUGUUUAGUUUUGUCUAGUCAUCGUAGAGUGGUAAAGCCUCCCUCUUCAUUAUUAUAGACAUUACUUUCUUAUUAUGUAAGAAUCAUGUGUGUCUUUAUUUAGUUGUUAAAUAUGCUCGGUUUCCCUCCAUUUGUUAAUUUUUUUAACUGCAUAAUAAUGCCGUAUAAAUCCACCUUUAUACUCAACAGUCUUCGUUGAGUUGUUAAGAUCUUGGAACGUAUUGUACUUACUUAUCAUCAUUAUUAUAUCAGCCUAUAUCUGUCCACUGCUGAUCAUAAAUGAUAAGAGGGUGGGGGAGUUUGAUAGUUGUUUGGGUUAGUUAAGGUUUUGAUAGUUGUUGCCACGCUUGGCAGAUGGGUUGACAACUGCAGCUUUGGUGAUGUUGAGAGGGGCGCUGCUGCCUAUCCGUCGACCUUUAAGUUCCCUUAGUAACCUCUUACGACACCCACAGGAAAGGAAGGGGUGGCCCAUUCUAUGCCGGGACGACAUGGCAACCUACAGAUGUGGGAUAAAAAGUAGGUAUUCAUGGGCACGGCAUAGAUAGUCACUAUUGAUGUAUGCAAAUAGAGCUUCGAUUAAGUAAACGGUAAUGAUUGUAGUUGUACUUCCCAAGGAUUAGAUAUCAUAUGAUUCUGCUGUGUAUUUGUAAAGAUAUUACUUGCUCAAAAAAUUCAAUUACACACUCAUCUAUGACCUAAUUGACGAUUGACCAAAACUUUAUAAAAAAAAAAAUGUUAUAUACCUAAUAGGGAGGCGAGUACAAGUACCAAUAAAAGGCAAAAUAGUUCUGCGAUCACGACGUAAAUCAGACGUCUUCGUUAUUAUUAGAUAGAAAGUGAUUAAUUGGAAAAAAAAACCAUUUGAAUUAAAAAGAAAAUAAUUGUACUUAAUAGAUUUCAGACGACAGUCAUCCAUAGACAAAGUUAUAUAGCAUAAUUCGAUAUCUAAAAUUUUUAGCCAAAUUGGCUGAGAAUAUAACUCGAUACCUCUCGCCGUUUGUGGUUGAGUUGACAUGGCUUAGAUAAAGUGCAACAUUUACACCGUGGUAUGGGCAUACCACGUUAAAUUAGUUAAUGGUGCACUUUUGUGUUUGUAGGUAAUUGUCUGGUAAUGUUACUUUCUUACAUUGCUGUCAGUGGUAUAUUAGUCCAAUAGUACAGCGGUUAGUUGGUAAGUUAAGAAUUUCUUAAAAAUGUAGUGAAAUGAACGUAUUGCCAUAUAGUUAGAUGAUAUUAGUAAAAAUCUGGCAGGCAGGCGGGAGGAUGCAAUAAAACAAAAUGAUCAGCUAUAUUUACUCUGGUAAAACCUUCAAUGAAGUGUACGUAUUUUAGUGUGAAGACUCGAGGUGGGCUAAAAGCGCAGGAUAAUUUAAUUCGAGGCAAUGAAGAACUUAUUAAAUAACAAAUAGGUCAAAUUUUGCGAAUGAUUAAGCGUUUUGUACAGUAAUGUCGAAUAAAAUAAUACCUACAUUUUAAGUCUAUAGCAUAGUUUAGAAAAAUGGAUUGCAGGCACUCGGUCUGUCGGGAACCAUACAAAAUCAAUGGCCUUAGAAUAUUACAAACACUAUAAAAUUCAGUACUUAUUUCAAGAUAAAAUUUAUAAUUAUUGUGACUUUAAAAACCUUGUAGUAGUCAAAUAUUAAAUUUGUAGUUUGUCAAUAUUUCACUUUUUCAUGCUAAGGAUUUGAUUAGAUACUAAAUUUGAAAAAUCAAAUUUAGGUAAUCUUAUUUUCAAAUAGCUAAUUGAAACAACAUUGCCAUUAAUUUAUACAAUUGUCAAUUUAUAUCAGCUGCCUGUGACAAUAGAUUUACCUGCAUUGUAAUACAAAAACCAAGAUAAAAAGACUACAAAUAUGUAUUUACUUAAUCACUAAUAAAUUACUUAAAUGUAGAAGUUGCGUGGAAAUAAUUAUACAUGAAAACGGAUAUCAGUAAAAAAUCGUACUGUUGAAAAAAAAAAGUUUUUAUUAUAGUAGGAAUAUUUGCCCAUUAUGAAAAAUAGGAUAAAUUCUAGAGGACGCGAGUUAUCUGGUGACUUCAUUACGGAACUUUAUUAAAGUACCUCUAUGUUCCUAGGGAACGUAGUUUUUCUUUUAAAAGUCUCAUGCCACUUAAUGCAAGAAUGUUAUUUUGAUGUAAUGUUAUAUGUAUUUUUAAUAUGUAUAAAUCACACCUGCCAACCAUAAUUUUGUAAUAUGUACUUAUUUUAGUGUUUGCUCUAUUUAAUUUACAAUUACUACUCUGAUGGCGCUGAAAAUCAGCAAUCCCGCUAAAAUUAUAAAUGUGAAAAUUUGUAAAGAUAUUUGCAUGUUUGACUUGAUCGCAUUUAAAAGGCUGAAUGGAUUUAAAUGUAAUUUGAUACACUGGUAGAGCAUAUCCUAAAAAUAGGGUAUUGUUAUCCUUAUUCAUGCGGGUAUAGGCACGGGAUACAGUUACUUUAAAUCUAUGAAAAACCCGUAUCAUGAUAUGCGUUCACACUAAUCUCCGAAACCGCUCAAUCAAGUUUAUUGAUAUUUUGUAAAUGUAUUGAUUGUUUCAACUUGAAAGAUGGGCAGUUUCAUUCACAUAAGAAAAAUGGACCUUGUAGGUGGUAGGGGGCAACACAACGUUUGCUAAGUCAGCUAGCCUACUAUAAAAUAUUGUCUAGGCACCGUACCGAGUGCCUCUGUGCGUGGAGUUAUUUAGUCAAGUGUGUGUCAUGAGGGUGGUAAAUUGUAAGUAUCUAUAAUAUAAAGAAAUCUCAUUAAACUGUUCCAAGUCAUUAAUGAUUAGGUGAAAGUAGAUGUCUGUGAUGUAUUGUACAUUAGAAUUUGUGUUUGUGAUAUAUGUUCUGUUUUAUAUUUAUUGAUAUUAUUAUUAUUUUUUUCUGUGAAAUGUUGUAAUAUUUAUAGGUAUAAAUUUAAAUGUGGUUAGAGUCACUAUGGCAAUAAUUUCACUUCUUAUAAGUUGAUUUAGUUGAUAUUAUAUAUAUACACGAUGUUGAUGCCGUCUGUAUCGAAUACCUGCCAAGUAAGGAUUGUACCUAACAUUAAUCGUGUUAUUUGUGAAUAAUUCAAUUAUAUAAGUGAUUAUUUUUCAAUUUAAACCAUAAAGUUUAUUUUUUAAAAUAUUUUUUAUUAAAAAAUAAUGUUUCGAUUUUACAUUCCUGUUACGUACUAAGUCGAUAUGUGGUGUAGGUAUAUGUAAGUACAAACUGUACCUACAUCGAUAUUCUGUGUGUGAAUGUGCAUAACAUUAACAAAGGUAUUGCCGGUCAGAUACCUAACUCUAACAUUAUCCAUGUAACUCACGUUUGUUAAUUAAUCUAUUGUAAAUAUACCCAAUUAUUAAAAAAAAAAAACUUUCGUAUAUAUAA